Molecule: messenger RNA, 2902 nt
Organism: Anneissia japonica
Lineage: Eukaryota; Metazoa; Echinodermata; Crinoidea; Comatulida; Comatulidae
Product: heme transporter hrg1-B-like
Exons: 4
Coding region: 138-617 (159 amino acids)
Biological process (GO): heme transport
Cellular component (GO): plasma membrane; lysosomal membrane
Molecular function (GO): heme transmembrane transporter activity; heme binding
Source: RefSeq, a predicted model, not a curated record
UACUCUUUGACGUUACUCUUUGAGACGUUACCAAAACGCGCAGUCAUUGCGUGGUAAGUGCGAUGGUUGGCGUUCUGUGUUGAACUUUUUAAUAUAGGCCUAGGCUUACAGCAAAUUGGGGACAAUCUUAGGGAGAAAUGGAGGAAACUGGAACAGUUCAACCACGGGGGAGGAUUAGACGAGUUACCUAUAGUAUUACUGGUAUGGUUCUGGGUCUGUCGAUUUUAAUUGUCUUUCUAGUUGUCGAAAAAUUUCGUAACUAUCAUGUGGCUGUUUGGGGUGCAGUCAGUGCCUUAUUUGCUGCUGUUUCUCUAGUUCUCCAUCUUCAACACAACAAUGAUACAAGCAAAGAAAGGUGGAUUCGUCGCUUGUCACUCAUUAUGCUCAUAGGCUUCGUGACCCAGAUGUGUUGCAUCGUUGCCUUCUUCACGUAUAUCAUAAUGGCAGCAGAACAAAAACAAGCUGUGAUACCGGUUAAUUGUCGGCAUUGUGGCUACUAUUUGGCAGCAGUAUGGGUAUUCAUGACAUGGAAGUGGUCAUUUCUCACGUUUUUUUAUGCAAGGAUGUAUCGUAAAAUCUACCUGGGCCAUUAUGCAGAGGUUGUUGAAUCAGCAUAGAGUACCACAGUCGUGUCGUCACGUUGGCUACCAUUCGUUACACCUGAAUGACUUCAUAGGCUUUCUGGAAUAGGCAUUUUAAAAUCUAAUAUUUUACCAUUAAAUGUACAAAAAACACAAAAGCACGCAUUAUAUUAGUUAUCGAACACACAUUUAAUCAAUUAAAAUUUACAAAUAAAAAGUAAGAUACAACAGCUUAAUAAUUAUAUUUGAAAUUGGGAUCAAUUGUUUGUCAGUAAAGAAAAUGGCAUCCUGUUGAACGCUUUUUGUAACGAUAGCAACGGAGUAGUAUCACAUGGUAUCGUGACGUAACACUGUAGUACUCUAUAGUGUUUGAAAGAUUUCAAACAACAAAUGGUUUUAAUGAAAGCAAUAUCAUUAUGUUGUAAAUAAUAUUACAGAAUACUUGAUAUUCAACAUACUAUUUCAACCAAUGUUCAAAAAAUUGACUUUUAUAUUACUGAUGUGGUUUUUAAAAAUGUAUUCAAACUUGACUUAAAGAAGUCUAUCAGUUUCUGAUUAUCUUUAGUUAUUAUUGUAAGGUUGUACUUGAAUAUAUUAUCUGUAAAAAAUAUUGAAAACCCUCAUUCAUUUAAAAUAGCUGAUUUAGAAGAAUCGUGUAAGUAAAUACUUCCAGUUUUCCUUAAAUUCCAGUGGUAAACCUAUAGAAACAAAUACAUUUUUGCUGAUUCACAGACCUUGCUAUAAAAAUCCUUCAAUCAAAUCAGUCAAGGUAACGUCUACACAAAAUACAUUGGAGUGGAAUAAGCCAACUGGUGAUUUGAACUGCACAUGCAUGUAUCCAGUGGUAUCAAAAGUCAAUCAACACAAACCUAUGUUAUGUAUAUGUUUGUUUAUGUGGAUUUACCUUGAAACAAGCAUGCACAGUUCAAACUACGAAAUUGGCUUAUUUUUUAUAUGCUCAUUAAUUGGCUUAUUUUUCAAAGUUUAAAUUGAAAGCUAAUACCUUGGUUAAAUAUGUAAAGUAAGCAAUGAAAAAUGUUUUUUGUUAGGAUUUUUUAAUUCAAUACAGAUAAGCCAAAUAUAAACAAUGACAUUGAGUCUGGACAAUAUUGAAUCCUAAUGUCACUAUUCCAUUGUUUACAGUACCGUAUGUAGUUAUUUAAGGUAUUCAUCCUAAUAACUUUUUUUUUUUUUUAAUUUUAAAUCCAGGCACAUGAGCCAAAGAUUGCCAUUAGUGAACUUAAUCACUAUCCUACUAUUUAUAGGUGGCAGUCCAUUUCAAAAGACAAACAUACAGACAAGAAGCACUACAUAAACUAAGUAUAGUUGUUUUUUGGUCAUAUGAAAAAAUCCUGUAAAUUUGACAGAAAUUGAACCCAGGAUAAUGGGAUUGGAAGGCAACUAUUUGAACCACCAAGCUACUCAAAUCUAGCCUCUAUAUAUUGGGUUCUCUGUUGGUUGCCCAUGCAUCCUUCAGAGCUGCUAGAUAUAGUAGGUGUAACAUCUUUUCCUACUCUCCAUUAUUAAUGUUUAUUAUAUUGAAUCUGUUGAUGUCCAAGCUAUUUAAAAAUUUCCAUAAUAAUAACAAAUGCAUUUUAUCUUUGACAAAAAGGAGUUCCUUCCUUCCUCGUGUCAAGUUAACAUCCCUCAACUCUCCUUCCCUAGAUUAGCUGUGAUAAGUAGGUCGGAGUCCAACUUUUCUAUGAUAUUUAUUUUAAGCACACAGAAAGGAUAUACUCAAAUACGACCAUUAUAGGACCAUUUAGGAUUGGCAUGAGCAAUAACUAAAAAAUCAUCUACAACAACAUCAACAAGAUCAAUAAUGUACAAGAUGAUAAAUAAUGAAACAAAGUCAAGACAACUUAUUAACAUUUUAAACAAAACCAAGUUUUAAUAUAUUUUAUACUUCUCUAAUCUCCGACUAUCUUGUAUUUUGGAUUAAAGGUAAUAUUAUAUGAUCAAAACAAGUGGUUGCAUAGGUUGUUGAUUAAAAGUUAUGUAGUAGCUUCAGUGCUAUAUAUUUUGUUUUUUAUAUAUAUACAUUUAUACAUUUGAUUAUAUUUUAAUGCAAAUGAUGAUAAAAGUACUCCAAAGUUUAUGAAACAAUAUAGAUAUUUAUUAAAGUGUUGAAAUUAUGAUUUUUUGAGAGAGAAUUUUUUUAAAUAUUGUGGUCGAGCAAAAAAGUAAUAUAGGGAAAAAAAUGUAAAAGGAUACACAUUUUUUGUAUUUUCAUAUAUAAAAAAAAUUUAAUGUAGAAUGAUUCAAAUAAAAAUUAUGUAAAUAAUAAAUACAUCUAUAAUCUUUGGAGUUUGUUUAUGGAA